This is a messenger RNA of Penicillium chermesinum, 282 nucleotides long. RefSeq lists its product as uncharacterized. The record is from RefSeq and is a predicted model, not a curated record. The transcript has a single exon. Bases 1 to 282 code for a protein of 93 amino acids. NCBI's taxonomy places the organism in Eukaryota, Fungi, Ascomycota, Eurotiomycetes, Eurotiales, Aspergillaceae.
AUGCUCGAGACCGAGGCUAAGCCCGGAUCGGUCGACGCGCGGACCAGCACAGCGAAUUACGGCCGUCGCUCGCUUGUCUCUGCCUUGAAGGGGAGGCGAGAUGCUCCAGACUUCCAUGGUCUCUCGUAUCCUGAACCCUUCUGGGCCUAUCCCGGCAUCCGUGCGCCUUCCCUCUGGGCUGUGGGAAUCUGUUCGAAGCUCCGGAGCCAUGGGAUUAUGGAGGAUGACUGGCAUCGGGAGGGCGAUUACGAAUGGGAUCUGGGAGGCCUGUUUACGAGCUAA